UCUCCUUCACCUUCUCAUCAGCAUUCAACACAACACACUCACCUUUGAUUUGGGCAAAAUGUCAGCAAUCUCAUCAUCGUCUAGGGUUUUGAUCAAACCACCUCAUGUAGAUCUCGAUUUUGCGUCGAAAUUUCCGAUUGGUUUUGUGAAAUUUUCGUGUUUUUCACCAUCGUCAUCCUCUGUUUUGAGUUUGUCAAGAAGAAGAAGAGUCGUGCGUUGUAGUUCGACGGUGGAUGAAGAGAAUCUGGUGUUGAGUAGUGGUGUGUUGUUUCAGCCAUUUCUAGAAGUGAAGAAGGAGGAGUUCAUGGUACCGAUAUCUCCUCAGGCGUCACUUGCUCGUCAAAGGUAUUUUGAUGAUUGUGAAGCCGCCAUCAAUGAGCAGAUCAAUGUGGAAUACAAUGUGUCGUACGUGUACCAUGCCAUGUACGCAUACUUCGAUAGGGAUAAUGUAGCCCUCAAAGGCCUCGCCAAAUUUUUCAAGGAAUCAAGUGAUGAAGAAAGGGAUCAUGCAGAGAAGUUGAUGAAAUAUCAGAAUACACGAGGUGGAAGAGUGAAGUUGCAUAGUAUAGUUAAUCCGCCUUCUGAGUUUGAACAUGCUGAAAAGGGUGAUGCCUUAUAUGCAAUGGAGUUAGCAUUGUCCCUAGAGAAGCUAACCAAUGAGAAACUCGUCUGCUUACACGGGGUGGCAGAUAGAAACAAUGAUCCGCAAAUGACAGACUUCAUUGAGGGCGAGUUUUUAGCCGAGCAGGUUGAAGCAAUAAAGAAAAUUGCAGACUAUGUCUCUCAACUUAGAAGAGUUGGGAAAGGCCAUGGGGUAUGGCACUUUGAUCAAAUGCUGCUUCAUGAGGGUGAGGGUGCAUUAUGAAGAAAUCGUCGUAGGCUUUGUUUGGUUGUAUCUUUAGCAUAAUAACUUGUACUUUGCUCAAUUAUAUGUCUCUCGUCUUGUGAUUCUAGUUUGUUAAAGGUUUUUAUUUACUACUAUAAACUAUUAUAGUUUUUAUGCUCCAUAAUAAGCCUUUUCGCAUU
Cynara cardunculus var. scolymus (artichoke) is the source of this 1026-nucleotide messenger RNA. Its product is annotated as ferritin-1, chloroplastic-like. Gene Ontology annotation, molecular function: ferrous iron binding; ferric iron binding. Gene Ontology annotation, biological process: iron ion transport; intracellular iron ion homeostasis. The record is from RefSeq and is a predicted model, not a curated record. Lineage: Eukaryota; Viridiplantae; Streptophyta; Magnoliopsida; Asterales; Asteraceae. The coding region runs from base 59 to 865 and encodes 268 amino acids. The transcript has 8 exons. Gene Ontology annotation, cellular component: cytoplasm.